AUGGAGAGUAGGAGGGGCAGAAUCAGAUGGAGUAGCAAGGCGGCGUACGCCCUGGUCGGCUUGUUGCUGUUGAGCUUGGCGAGCCGUCUAUCGGCUCUAUCGGUAACGGUGAACGAAGAGGAAUGCGUAUACGAAUACGUAUUGUACGAUGGCGACACCGUUUCCGGGAAUUUCGUCGUCGUUGACCACGAUAUUUUCUGGAGUUCAGAUCACCCCGGCAUUGAUUUCACUGUGACAUCUCCCGGAGGUAAUGCGGUCCAUACUUUGAAAGGAACAUCGGGGGACAAAUUUGAGUUUAAGGCCCCCAGAAGUGGAAUGUACAAAUUCUGUUUCCAUAAUCCUUAUUCUACACCAGAAACAGUCUCUUUCUACAUUCACAUUGGUCAUAUUCCCAGUGAACAUGACCUGGCCAAGGAUGAACAUUUGGAUCCCAUCAACGUCAAAAUUGCUGAACUGAGGGAGGCAUUGGAGUCUGUUACAGCAGAGCAGAAGUACUUGAAAGCACGCGAUGGUCGCCAUCGUCAUACAAAUGAGAGCACUCGGAGGCGCGUUAUAUUUUACACAGUUGCAGAAUACAUUUUGCUAGCCCUUGCAAGUGCACUGCAAGUUGUGUAUAUACGUCGCUUGUUCGGCAAGUCAGUUGCAUACAACCGUGUUUAG
Fraxinus pennsylvanica is the source of this 660-nucleotide messenger RNA. Lineage: Eukaryota; Viridiplantae; Streptophyta; Magnoliopsida; Lamiales; Oleaceae. The record is from the annotation of a GenBank genome assembly.